AUGGCAUCUCUCAGAACCCAAGCAGCGGCCGCCACCAUGCUUCGAAGCGCGAGAUUGGUUCCGAAUAGGCAGGCUUUGGCCAUGGCGCAGCGACGCUUUAAGACCGACGACUCGAGAACUUCUCUUGCCGAGACGACCGAACAAGCCGCCAUUCCAGAGGAGAAGCCGCAUAAUGCUCCCGACUACGGUGUACAUAUUGACCGAGCUACGUCAACAUUCACACCUGUGCCGAAGCGAGUAAUGGAUGGUAGCGAAGACCAUAGCGUUCUCCCUGCUGCUGUACUCUCUGGCGCACCUGUGGAACUACAGGCUAGAACCGUCCGCAUCUACCAACCCUCUAAACCCGCCACGCAAUCAGGAAAUUGGGGUAGCCACCAUUGGAGAAUGGAUUGGGACGUCCUAGCCAAGGGACACCGAUGGGAGAACCCUCUAAUGGGCUGGCAAUCAUCCGCCGAUUUUAUGCAAGGCACUAAGCUCGAAUUCAAGAGCAAGGAAGACGCCAUUGCUUUUGCCGAGAAACAGGGUUACGAGUAUUUCGUACAAGAACCCAACGUUCGAGCUUUUACGCCGAAGGCUUAUGCCAAUAACUUCUUGUAUACACCCAAGAAGCUAAAGCUCGUUCGAGCGAAAUAG
This is a messenger RNA of Daldinia childiae, 633 nucleotides long. Its product is annotated as NADH-ubiquinone oxidoreductase 21 kDa subunit, mitochondrial. The coding region runs from base 1 to 633 and encodes 210 amino acids. Lineage: Eukaryota; Fungi; Ascomycota; Sordariomycetes; Xylariales; Hypoxylaceae. The transcript has 3 exons. Gene Ontology annotation, biological process: electron transport chain. The record is from RefSeq and is a predicted model, not a curated record.